AUGUUUUUUAACAUUUCAUUAAUUUUUAAGAGAAUUGAUCUCACCACUGAACGCCUAGAUGCUGCCAAUUAUUAUUUUUAUACUGCAAACAAUUAUGGUGAAAUGGCGGAAGAAGUUGCUGAAAAGGAAAACAAUGAGGGAGAUAGCCAAGUUGGCACAUUUCAAUGGGAACUGCCAACAAUUGAAUUUGAAGGAUUUUGGGAAAAUUUAAUUUAUGAAAUUGAGGAUUGUCCAAAAUCGAAGCUGACAAACUUUAUUUCUACUUCUUUGAAGUUUGCUCGUUUUGGCGUCGAUCCAAAAAUUCUAUCAAGAAAUCAUUUGAUACUUUUGAAUGGUAUUUUAAUUUUAAUUAGCUUUUUGACUUAUCCCUUUAUUUUAACUAUUUUCUGA
Molecule: messenger RNA, 390 nt
Organism: Meloidogyne enterolobii
Lineage: Eukaryota; Metazoa; Nematoda; Chromadorea; Rhabditida; Meloidogynidae
Source: the annotation of a GenBank genome assembly